GCGGGCAGCCGAGAGGCCACACCGCGUCCGAGAACUCUGACCAGUAACACCACACCCGCCUCGCCUCGGUCACUAAUUAAUCGGGUCCAGGUCGCUCUUGCGGGAGCCAGGGCCGGACGGGAGGGGCCGUACCCUCAGAGCGCGGGCACCUUGCGGGGCUCGGCGGGGGGCGAGGCCGGGUGCGCGCCCCCCUCAGCCGGCCGUGCGCUCUGACCGUGCGCCCUGGACAAAGCGGGUCCCGCAUUCCACGGGAGGUGGCCCCGCGCCCUGGGACUCGCGCGGCCCGCUGCGGGGGGCGUCAGGCAGGGGCUGGGAAGGGCGGUUAGAAGCAUCCAGCCCACCCGGCGCGGAGGCAGCGGCGUCCGACCUCGCCGAGAUCCCGACCCCGCACCUCACUGUGCUCCCUGGCCGCGCCUCGAGCCCGGAGCCCAAACUUGGACCCCAGCCCCCAGCCGCAGCGAAGGCCAGUAGGUGGAAGCACCAGAAGGCGGCUCCUCUGCGGUGAAGACCUGCUCAGCUGUCACUGCAGCCUGCGCUUGGGCAGCGCUGGCCUCGCUCCCUCCCUCCUCCCUCCCUCCCACCCAGAGACUAGGACCACCCGAGGUGAGUGUGAGCCCGGGGCUGAGCGGGACUCCCGAGGGGCUCAGGGUCUGCGGCUCACCAGAAAAUCCUGCCCCAGGCCUUAAGGAGGAUCCUUGCCGGUUAGAGCCUGUACGAGUUUGACCAAGAAGCUCUGAGCUCUCCCACUACGAAUAAGCCAGCACCAUGGACUGGGGCACGCUGCACACUUUCAUCGGGGGUGUGAACAAACACUCCACCAGCAUUGGCAAAGUGUGGGUCACUGUCAUCUUCAUCUUCCGGGUCAUGAUCCUGGUCGUAGCAGCCCAGGAAGUGUGGGGUGAUGAACAGGAAGACUUUGUCUGCAACACUUUGCAACCGGGAUGCAAGAAUGUGUGCUAUGACCACUUUUUCCCCGUGUCCCACAUCAGACUGUGGGCACUACAGCUCAUCUUCGUGUCCACACCAGCCCUGCUGGUGGGAAUGCACGUCACCUACUACAGACAUGAGGCAGCCCGAAAAUUCCGGCGUGGGGAGAAAAGGAAUGAGUUCAAGGACUUAGAAGACAUCAAGAGACAGAAGGUUCGGAUAGAGGGCGCCUUGUGGUGGACAUACACCAGCAGCAUAUUCUUCCGAAUCCUCUUUGAAGCCUGUUUUAUGUAUAUGUUCCACUUCCUUUACAAUGGGUACCAUCUGCCCUGGGUGUUGAAAUGUGGGAUCGAUCCUUGCCCCAACCUUGUAGACUGCUUUAUUUCUAGACCCACUGAAAAAACGGUGUUCACCAUUUUCAUGAUUUCUGCAUCUGUGAUUUGUGUGCUGCUUAAUGUGGCUGAGCUGUGCUACCUGCUCCUGAAAGUGUGUGUUAGGAGAUCCAAAAGAGCUAAGGCACAGCGAAAUCCCCCCAGUCAUGCCAUGAAAGAAAAUAAACAGAAUGAGACCAACGAGCUGAUUUCAGACAGCGGGCUGAAUGUGAUCACAGGCUUUCCGAGUUAAACAUUUCCAAAAGAAAGCUGCCAACUUGACAAGGCUGGAGUCUUCCCUGAACAUAAGGCUGACCUAAACUUCUCCUCUAGGCUAACGACUUUGCCUUUAUAAAUAACUUUUACAUUACUUGAGUUAACUUUUUGUAGGAUAGCUGUAAUAUGCGACAGAAUCCCAUAAGUAGUUCAGCUCUGAAAACUAAGAUUGCCAGCUGUGCCUUAGAGUAACUCGAAUGGUCUGUUUUAAGCAGAUCUGACCAAAAGUAUGAAACUAUUAUUGUUGAUAAAAUUUGCCUAGAAGUGGUAAACACUUUUACUAGUAGAAGAUAUUUUUUAUAGGAUUGAAUGUUUUAGUUCUGACUUUGAAUUUAUAUAAAAUAUUUUUAUAAUGCUUGGUUCUUACUUGGAAAAGAAUGUAAUAUUGGCUUUGGAAUUGUACUCUAAAUAGCUAUUGAACUUACAUAAAUUCUCCUUUGCUGUAAAUAUUGUUUUGCAUGUCUGUUUGCAUUGACAUACUCAGAAGCCAUCUGAUACUCUCAAGGGACAAGUGUUUGUUGCACAACAUCUUUUACUACUUUCUGAAUGGUGACAGCUCUGUGGAAGUGUAAUCUUUAAAUUAGCUUCUUUGCAAUCCUUGUAAGCAGCUGACACCUGAACAUGUUUGCCUCAAUUAAAACCAGUCCAUUGUCCACGCCUUCA
Molecule: messenger RNA, 2237 nt
Organism: Sorex araneus (European shrew)
Lineage: Eukaryota; Metazoa; Chordata; Mammalia; Eulipotyphla; Soricidae
Gene: GJB6
Product: gap junction protein beta 6
Exons: 3
Coding region: 766-1551 (261 amino acids)
Biological process (GO): cell communication
Cellular component (GO): connexin complex
Source: RefSeq, a predicted model, not a curated record